Priapulus caudatus is the source of this 1085-nucleotide messenger RNA. RefSeq names its product NADH dehydrogenase [ubiquinone] 1 beta subcomplex subunit 10-like. The record is from RefSeq and is a predicted model, not a curated record. The transcript has 4 exons. Bases 115 to 573 code for a protein of 152 amino acids. NCBI's taxonomy places the organism in Eukaryota, Metazoa, Priapulida, Priapulimorpha, Priapulimorphida, Priapulidae.
UACCAGUCUAUACCAGGACGUCCAGCACCAUAUUGUGUUCACGGUCGUCGGAAUUUCAUUACUGAUCCUACUUGCACAUUUCUGUAUUUUGUACAAGUAGAAGAGCCAGUGACAAUGCCAGAUCUCAACGAGACACCAAUGGAUCGCUUUAGGCAUACACUGUAUAAGAUCAUAGACACUCCAGUCAGCCUGUUUAGAGAAAGGGUUGUGGAGCCAAAUAGAAAAUCGUAUCCAUACUAUCAUCGGAAGUUCAAACGGGUUCCAAACAUUGACACGUGCGACGUUGGGGACUAUGUCUGCUUUGUUGAGGCACAUGAACAGUUCAGAAGAGACAAGUUGGUUGAGAGUGAAAUCUUGGCUAUACUAAGGCAAAGGAGAGAAGCAUGUAUUGCAUACGAAGGAGCCGACUGGAAGAAAAAGUGCCAGCAAGUUAUGGAUGAUUACACCAAUGCAGAAACUAACUGGUUCAUUAAGUAUGGAGAUUUGGGGGCGUACGGUAAUGUCAAGGAUGCAUACAUGAAACAGAAACAUCGACUAAUCUGGCAGAGACGUCAUCCAGAGAUUGAGGAUUAGUAAUUCGUGAUUUCUAGUAGACAUAUGGCAGGCAGGUGACUCUGCACUGUAGUUUUCUCAAUAGGCUGGUUGGUUCUUUGGCUGUUGCUGUAGCUAUGUCUAGGUAUGAGCAAUGAAACCGAGCAGGUUUUGUUCAGUGUUAUGUUGCAAUACCAGUGAGGUCAUACACCAUUCUUGGGUUUAAGAAACCUUAGAGUUAAAAAUCAGCUGCUCAUAAUGCUGAUUUCUUCGUAGAUAUAAGUUACAGGAUGCCCGAUUGCAUAGGCACACUACCAUUGUAAUUUCUUAUGUUUGCGUAGGCACACUAUCAUCAGAGUUUUUUCUCCAUUAUUUAUGUUAAAUUUUUCUUUAGUUAAGGCUGUUACAACAAUGCACGAUGCUAGACUAUGUCACUCACAACACAAGAAUUCAAAUUCUUAGCUGUGUAACCUUCCCAUAGUCUCCUGCAAUAUUUACAGUUAACGUUGUUAUGAUAUGUUGAUUAAAUAAUAAAAAAUUACAUGAUAUAAUCA